Didymosphaeria variabile is the source of this 1071-nucleotide messenger RNA. RefSeq lists its product as uncharacterized. Gene Ontology annotation, biological process: lipid metabolic process. NCBI's taxonomy places the organism in Eukaryota, Fungi, Ascomycota, Dothideomycetes, Pleosporales, Didymosphaeriaceae. The transcript is spliced from 2 exons. The coding region runs from base 1 to 1071 and encodes 356 amino acids. The record is from RefSeq and is a predicted model, not a curated record.
AUGAUGACGUCAUAUUGGGCCCCUGUGGUGCCUGUCCUUGAAGACGACUUGAUACACCAGCUGCUUGUCGAUGGGCCGCCGGCUAUCGUCGCGCUGCUUGUGCCGGGGGUGGCAAUGUACGCGAGUUUGUAUGCUUUGGCGAGGGGGUGGGUAGGAGUGAGUAGGGUGGUGGUUGUGCCGACGCUACUGCUGUUCUGGGCGAGUAUUGUGGUGGCGCCGGUGCGGUGUCUAGCGUUGAGAGGCGUGUUUGACUUCGGAAUUGUCAUCGGGGUCAUGAAGCUGGUCGAAAUACACAUCCUUUGCUGGAAGAAGGCGUUACCGACGUACACCAACGGACGCCCACCACGCCCAUCCAUCAUGGCGCUCCUCCUGCUCACAGAGCUACGCUAUGAAUCAUUCACACCGAACCCCAUCCGCUUGGCGCCAAUCCCCCAGUACCCUUUUCCCUCCUCGCCCAAGAAAAGACAAAUCUUCUACUCCGAACACGUCCAGAUCCUCAUCCACAUCGCCAUAUUCAUCGCUCUGCAAAGCCUCCCCCAGUACGCCCCCGUGAAAGCCUUCGGCGUCCUCCUCAGCAUUUGGAUCAUUUUCACGGGCUGCCAGCUUUUGCUCCGGUACAAGAACAGCCCGCCGCUUUUCGGUCCCAUCUUCCUUGCCGACAGCCUGGCUACGUUCUGGACGGAGACGUGGCAUAAUGCGUUUGCUUCGCCUUGUCUCACGCUGGCGUACAAUCCUACGAUGUGGGUGCUCACUACAGUUGGAGUACCUCGCCGCGUUGCGCGCUCAUUCGCUGUUAUCGCGUCGUUUAGUCUGAUGGCCGUGUUUCACGCUGAGGUCAUGUCGCCGCUUCUUCCUCCGGAGGGCAAGAUGCGAAUCGGGCUUUUCUUCGUGCUCAAUGGAGUGUUUACCGUGAUCGAGGUGGCGGUGUGGGGGAAAAAGAGGGAUUGGCGGCGCGCAUUGAUGGCGUGGAUCAUUGAGCUUGCGCUUGCGAGUUGGGCAGUGCAAACGGCUCAGGUAGCUGAUGGACUGCUGCAUGCCGACUGGAGGGGGUUGUGUCGGCCUAAGAUUUAG